AGAAUCAUUAAGAUCACAAGAAAUGCAAAAGAAAUUGAAUGAAUUUAUGAACUCAGAUUUCACAAAUGAUUUGAACGGAGCAAACCAAUGUGUAACCGAAUUCCAAAACAUCUUACUCGAAACAUCGAAAAAAAGUUUGAAAAUUAAAAAGUGCAAACGAAGAAGAAAAAUCACUAACAUUGCUCAAAAGAUAUGGUUUGAUAAAGACUGUAGAAUCAAACGACAUGAUUUAAGGAAAUUAUCUAAUUUAAAGCAUAGAGAUCCUACAAAUGUUGAACUUAGAAAAAACUACCAUGAUGCCUUGAAAUCAUAUAAGGUAACCCUACAGCUGAAACAAAGUGAAUUUCACAACAAAAAGAUGAAUGAACUACAAACAGAACUUGACUAA
Molecule: messenger RNA, 388 nt
Organism: Paramuricea clavata
Lineage: Eukaryota; Metazoa; Cnidaria; Anthozoa; Malacalcyonacea; Plexauridae
Source: the annotation of a GenBank genome assembly